Messenger RNA from Rattus norvegicus (Norway rat), 4858 nucleotides. The record is from RefSeq and is a predicted model, not a curated record. NCBI's taxonomy places the organism in Eukaryota, Metazoa, Chordata, Mammalia, Rodentia, Muridae.
UGAGAAAAGUGUUUUAUUUUACUACCGUCCUUAGAUUCUUGAAAAUAAGAAAAUUACAUUACCAGUUGGGAUAAUUCAAAUUAAACGCUAACAUGUGGAUAUAACUUCAUGUUCAGUCUACUUCUCAAGAACAUUUUUUUUUUCUGGCCCGAAGAACAACUAAAUGGCAAACUGAAAGAAAAAUUCUUUCAAACUCCCUAGAGCACUUUUUCUCCUAAGAAAUAGACUACACUAAGAAGGAAAGUUCCGCUGUGCGAGCGCAGCCUAGAAUAACAAGUGUGGCCCGCAAGGGUCAAACUUAGUAAAUCGCGCGCGCUCAUCACACUGGGCGCCAACCGUUGUGGGUUUUUCCUCCGCCGAGCAUCACGGGAGUAGUGGCGAGGCGCUAAUAGGAGCCGGCCCUGUAGAGAGAAACAAACUCCACGUGCAACCGUGGGACCGCCCUUGGUCAGACUCUUUGGGCUCACACUGCCUUGUCAAAGCGGCGAGAGGGUGUGGUCCUCUGUUUCCUGGAGUCCCGGAAGACGUUUCGUGACGCAAUUUCUGAGCGUACCAAUCCCAGGCCUCCGAGGGCGGGUUCUCGGGAUUUGAAAUCCAGCGCUGUUGUCUGUGUUGAGGUAGUGAGUGCGGAAGUCGAGUGUAGCUCCAGCCUGUGCCACUGCGGUUUUACGUGUCACCCUUGCCCCGGCCUCCGUGCGUCUGAGGUGCUGCGAGCCCUGGGGCUCCAGGCCCCUGGGCUUGGAGCCGAGCGGUAGCCACGGCCACGCGGUGCUGCCCUCACUGAGGUUCUCUGGACUCCUUCUGAAGUUCUGUCUGGAAUUUUGUGUUGAUUGAACUUUCUAUAAGAAGAAUUUUGUCACCACUGUCCUAUCAAGAUGAUUUUAACACCAUUGAAACAUUCAGGAAUUCAUUUGUCUUCUGGGACAUUGCAAAGAAGAAAUAUACCUCUAGAUGCAGUCUUUAUUGACAGCAUCCCUUCAGGCACACUUACUCCUGUGAAAGACUUGGUGAAAUAUCAGAAGUCCUCUCUAAAAUUGAAGGUCCAUCAAAAUAAUCAGUUAUUAGAAACAACAACUUCUAACAAUAAAAAUAUAUUUCAAUCCACCAUGCUAUCAGGGACUACCCCUUUAAACCGCUCUUUUGAUGUCAGUGUUAUAAAGCCCAACAUGGAUAGAUUAAAAAAUGAAACGAUUUAUGAAUCACCACAAAAAAUCUUUCAAAGAAUGAAAGAAAAAGUACAGCGUGACAAAGAAGAACUGUCAAGGAUCAGUUCCAUGUUGGCAUCACCAAAAUGUGAACAUAAAGUCUUUCCUCUUAACAGAGACAAGGAGACUCGGUUGCAACAUACCUAUAUCUGUGAGGAAAAAGAAAAAUCAUUCCAAUCCAAUAACCCUUCAUUGGAAGAUCCUCCAGUUCUGAACCAAGAACAGAAAUAUGUUUUAGCUUCAUGCAUUUCAAGGAAGGCAUUAACUAGAGCCCAGUUUGGCAGACAAGUUCUUCAUUCAAAAGAGAGUCCUGUUAAAACCACUGUGUCCAAAAAGAACACAUUUGUUUUGGAAGGCAUUGAUUCUACUUAUGAAAAGUUUGAAAGUACUGAUGUGAGCACCAUUAGUACUAUUUGUGUUCCUAUUAAGAAUCAUAGCCAGUUGACUACUUCUAAUAAUGAUAUGACAACAGAAAAUACAGCAAAAGAAGAUAUUACAGAACAAAAUGAUAAAACGACAUCUAGAAGGACUGUUCUUCAAGAUCCCAUAAGGAAUACAUCUGAAAUUAUAUGUGCAAAUCCAAGACUCAAUUCAACAAUAUCUGGCCAACCUCAAAGAAAGCUUACAAAGCUUGAAACUAUUGUAGGUGAAGUAAAAAAAUAUCAGGUAGUCAAGCUACAGGAAUGGAUGAUUAAAGUCAUCAAUAAUAAUACUGCUAUAUGUGUAGAAGGAAAGUUGGUAGAUAUGACUGAUGUUUAUUGGCAUAGUAAUGUAAUCAUAGAGCGGAUUAAAUACAAUGAACUUAGGACAUUAUCAGGCAACACAUAUAUAUUAAAAGGAAUGCUAGACCAGGCUUCCAUGAAAGAAGCAGGAUAUCCCUGUUAUCUCAUAAGAAAAUUUAUGUUUGGAUUCCCGAGAAAGUGGAAGGAAUACAUUGAUGAUUUUCUAGAACAAUUAAGGGCCGAAGAAAAGAACAAGAAUAAAACCAGACAGAAAACUGCAAGAUUCCAAGAGAAACAAAAAUCAAUAAAAAAUGAUGCAGAAGAUAAACAAACAGAUAUCCUCCGAAAGGCCAGCGUCACUUAUGACCUUAAUGAUGAUAGCUUAGAAAUGAAGAAAAAUGAGAACAGUGGGUUGCCAGGAGCUGCAGAAAUAAACAUCAGUUAUAACAGUUGUCAAAAUAAGCGUGAGUUAAGGCUCCUACAUAACCAAAAAUUAACUGGAAAGAAAAAUUGCAGAAAUUUUCCUUCAGAAACCUUUGAAAGUUGUGAAGAGAUCAAUGAAAAGAAAAUUCAAAGUGAGAAGCAAGAGAGAACUGAAGUUUUAAAUGUACCCAUUGAUCCAUUGAAGUCACUGGAACAGCCUACCUCCAACAAAGAAAGACACCCGCCUCUUGGUCAGAAGGAAGCUUAUGUUUUAAUGACACCACUUAGAACCACAAAGUUGAUAGAGCAAAGAUGUAUGGAACACAGUCUCUCUAUUGAAGGAGUAAGGGGUUUUCUCAAAGCAAACCAUCAAGAAGAAAGUGAGUCAGACGUACAUGGAAUGUCUACCAGCAAGUCCUCAGAGACCUUUGAACACAGUGUGGAUUAUAAAGGCAGUUCCAAAGAGGACUGCAGCAAAUGUGACAUAAUCACUGUCACACAUAGCAUUCCAAUACCUUGUCCCAAAAGUAAACAAAUGUUCACCAAUGACUUUAAGAAAAAGAACAAGUUGCCCUCGAAACUGCAGAAAACUGAAAAUCAAAUAGAUGUAUCACUGUAUAGUCAGUCCUCAUCACAUUUGUCAAGUAAAGAGAAUGAAAUAGAAGUUAAAGGUAAAACCAGAGCAAGAAAUAAAAAACAAAGGCUGGAUCAGCAGAGAAAAAACACAAACUACAUCACAAAAGAUAUCCUGAUUUCAGAAUCUUCAGGUGAGAGUGGUUCUUAUGUCACACCAAAGAAACCUAGAUCUUCUGCUAAAGAAUCACAUUACAAAUCUGAUAUUACCAAGGACUUUCUAAUUGAAGUUAAGGCAUCUGAUACAACUAACGGGCAACUGUUAGACCAUCAACCUGGUUCAACUGAUGAUGGAGAAUGGAAUGAACAAGAGUUACAGAAACUUCAUCGUGCUUUUGCAUCCCUUCCAAAGCACAAACCUGGCUUUUGGUCAGAUGUGGCUAUGGCAGUAGGUUCUCGAACUGCUGAUGAAUGCCAGAAGAAAUACACAGAAGAACCCCAAGGCAGAGGAUCUCGAAAAUAUGUCUCUAAGAAAAAGCAAGCCAACUUCAAGGUCCAAAAUGGUGAGGCAGAUGAUGCUGAUGACAAGCAAACUGUUAAGAUAACUGCCAGAGUGGGAACUCUUAAAAGGAAACGCCAAAUGAGGGAUUAUCUGGAACAGUUGCCGAAAGACAACCAUGAUGACUUUUUCACUGCAACACCCUUGCAGAAACAAAGAAUCCAGUUGCCAAGUUUUCAAUACAGUCAAGAUGAUGAUUUCCUGCUAGCUAUGGACAGGAAUCCAGUAUCUCCAGCAUCCAUUACUUCGACAUUGACAAGCACUACUCCGAAAUGUCAGCAUGUCAGUCCUAGUAUGCUAGCUUCUAUAAACAGGAAUGAUUGUGACAAAUAUAUUUACCACAUGCAAAAAAAUGCUAAAAAAUAUGGCAAGAGUAAUGGUAACCUUGUCUGGGGCAACAUUAGGAAAAAAACAGUUGAAACUGAUCUCUCAUCUCCAACACCAACACGAAAAGCCCUGUUUAACAAAGAUUUAGGUGAAAACACCGAUAUUGCAAAGUAUUUCAUUGAUGAUAGAGAAUCAGAUGAAGAAGAGAAAGAUUAUUACUUUUCCAGUUCUGACUUAUAGUAAAACGGAUUUGCAGGAAUUUUACCAUCAAGCAGAAUAUACUUAUACUUUCAUUUGAUGACUCACUAUUCUCUUUGUAGUAAGGGAAUGCAGAUUUGUCUCCCAAAGAUGUCCUAUGUUUGUAUGCAAGGUAAACGCCCUAAGAGCAUUCCUCAGAAUGCUGUUACAGCUAAUGAGUAUGAUUAUUUUGCCUGUGUAUGCAUUUGUAAAUUGUAUGUUUGUAAUGUUAAUGUAUAUAAAGCUCAAUCUCUUGAACAUCCAAGACUGUUUAUUUUAGUAAUCAUGUCUCAAAUACAUUUUUAAAUAAAAAUUUAAAAGCCCUUAAAUGAAGUGAGGUAAGGGUCUGGAUUUAAGAGUGUGGAUUGGCAGAUACUAGAAUGGAAACUUUUAGCAUCAUGCACAAGCCCGAGUUCCUUCUCUGUCUAAGUUAUGUAAUUCAAACUGUUUCACAUGUUUUUAUGUUUUACAUGCUUUUUCUUCUGAUAGUUUCUCUUAAAUUUACUAUACAUUGGUCUGUUUGUGUCUCUAUCUCUAAUUCAUUGUUCUUUAUUAUUUUAUAAAUUAAAGGAACCAGAGGACAGGUUCUGUUAUAUUCUGUAGCCCUGUUAUAUAUAGUUGAUAGAUCCACCAUUAUAAGGAAUUAUAAUGCCAGAAUAAACAGGUUUUCCGUUUUUGACAGCUUUAAAAGGUAACUUUCAUUCUGCCAUUGUUUUAAAGUUUGGCCUGUUAUUUGUCCUCUGGCUAUAAUAUGUAUUCAUCUUCACUUUGCAUCCAGUUAGACUGCUCAAAUAAAAAUGUAAACUUGUGAA